AUGGUUUCAGACCUGAAUGGUGCGCCGAAAGGCGGGUUUAGUUUGGUGAUGCAGAAUCCAUACCUCUGUGGAGUAGCUUCGUUCUCGACCCUCGGUGGUCUGCUAUUCGGUUAUGACCAGGGCGUCAUCAGUGGUGUGAUCACUAUGGAGUCCUUUGGGGCUCGUUUCCCUCAUGUCUUCUCUGAUAGCGGCUUCAAGGGAUGGUUUGUGUCGACACUUCUACUAGCUGCGUGGGCUGGGUCUUUGAUCAACGGACCCGUUGCUGAUCGCAUUGGACGGAAGCUAUCGAUUAAUGUGGCCGUUGUGAUUUUUGUGAUUGGAUCUGCUAUUCAGUGUGGUGCAGUCAACAUCCCGAUGCUAUUUACAGGACGAGCGAUUGCCGGAUUGGCCGUGGGAAUGCUUACCAUGGUCGUUCCCUUGUAUAUCUCUGAGGUUUCUAUUCCAGAAAUUCGUGGAGGCUUAGUGGUUGUGCAACAGUUAUCUGUCACAAUCGGUAUUCUGGUCAGCUACUGGAUUGACUACGGCACCAACUAUAUCGGUGGAUCUCGAUGCGCACCAAAUAUUCCCUAUACGGGUGGCACGGCCUCCAAGCCCACCUUCGACCCGUACCACGAUGUACCAGCUGGAGGUUGCACUGGCCAGUCUGAAGCAUCGUGGCGACUUCCACUAGCCAUCCAGAUUGUCCCUGCGGUCAUAUUGGGAAUUGGCAUGCUGUUCUUCCCGGAUUCUCCGCGAUGGCUGAUGAUGAAGGAACGUGACGAUGACUCGCUUUCUGCGCUUUCGAGGCUCCGUCGACAAGAUCGCGAUAGCCCAGUUCUUCAAAAUGAGUACCUCGAGAUUCGCGCGUCUAUUAUGCUCGAGAAUACCUUUGCCCGAGAGCACUUCCCGAAUUUGUCGGGGUGGAAGUUGCAUGCUGCUCAGUAUAUGUCGUUCUUGACAACCUGGGCCCGCUUCAAGCGUCUGGCUAUUGGAUGCUGUGUCAUGUUCUUCCAGCAGUUCAUGGGUUGCAACGCUAUGAUUUACUAUGCCCCGACCAUUUUUGGACAGCUCGGCCUCGAUGGUAAUACCACCUCUCUCCUCGCUACCGGCGUGUACGGCAUUGUCAACUGCCUGAGCACCCUCCCGGCGCUGUUCUUCAUCGACAAGAUCGGCCGUCGCCCAUUGCUCAUGGCCGGUGCCACUGGUACUUGUAUCUCGCUUGUUAUCGUGGGUGGUAUCCUCGGAGCUUAUGGUUCCCACCUGAUGGAUCACAAGUCCGCUGGCUGGGCCGGAAUCGCGUUUAUCUACAUCUAUGAUAUCAAUUUCUCCUACUCUUUUGCCCCCAUCGGCUGGGUCCUACCGUCCGAGAUCUUCAACCUUUCGAUCCGUUCCAAGGCUAUUUCCAUCACUACAUCGGCUACCUGGAUGUGCAACUUCAUCAUUGGCCUAGUCACCCCAGACAUGCUUGAAUCGAUCACUUACGGGACCUACAUCUUCUUCGCAGCAUUCUGUCUGCUGGCACUGGCAUUUACGUUCUUCUGCAUUCCGGAGACCCGUGGAAAGACGCUCGAAGAUAUGGACCUUAUUUUUGGAGACACGGCUGCGCACGAAGAGAAGGAGCGCAUCAAGCACAUUGAGACCGAGUUACGGAGAACGCAGAUUGAUGAAAAUGAUGAUUUGAAGCCGGUGGACCAGCAUAGGGAGAAUGUCGAUGUUGUUUGA
Molecule: messenger RNA, 1701 nt
Organism: Penicillium cataractarum
Lineage: Eukaryota; Fungi; Ascomycota; Eurotiomycetes; Eurotiales; Aspergillaceae
Product: sugar porter family MFS transporter
Exons: 11
Coding region: 1-1701 (566 amino acids)
Biological process (GO): carbohydrate transport; transmembrane transport
Cellular component (GO): membrane
Molecular function (GO): carbohydrate:proton symporter activity
Source: RefSeq, a predicted model, not a curated record